UGCUUUCCCCCCACACGGCCGCCACCUCCCAGCCCUCCGACGCCGCCGCCGCACGACGCCGCCGUAGCGGCCGCCGUAGGCCCUCUAUGGGCCGCCCAACGCCGUGUUCGGAGAUUGGGAAGAGGAAUCGGACGGAGUGUGUCCUUUUCCUAGACUACGAAGGAAUGGAAGAUGGCAAUGCCUAGUUGUCUUGUAAGCAGCAGCAGUAUGAAAAGUUGGAAGUGGCCUCUCUCCCCAUACAAAGGCAAGUGGCAACAAACCUUCACUGAGCUGCAAGCAAUGGAAACACUGAAGAAGAAGGUAUCGGAAGAAAAGAACACCCCAACCAAUUUCAUCUCCAUUCUGACUGAUUGCUUUCGCAGCUAUGACUCCGAUCCAAGCCCCUCUGCAUACUCCUUCAUCAUCAAAUAUCUAUUCAACAGACGUCUUUUAGUGCAUGUACCUCUGAUUCUUGAUCAUCUUGAGAAAGUUGAAAGAUUUGAUGUUCCUGAGAGAAUCUUUGUCAAUGUCAUGCGAGAGUAUGGCAGAGUUGACAUGCUUCAGGAUGCUGUCGACAUCUUCUUUAGAAUUCCAAAGUUUCGAUGCACUCCUUCUGUGAUCUCUUUAAACUCCUUGCUCUCUAUUCUGUGCAAGAAGAAGGAGGGCCUUCUUUUAGUCGGAGAGGUCCUGAUGAAGACUCCAGAGAUGAACCUUCGGCUCGAGGUCUCCACCUUUCGCAUACUAAUCAGAGCUCUUUGCAGGAAUGGAAAAGUCCGCUCUGCAGUUGAACUUCUUAACAUGAUGCCGCUUCACGAGUGCACUCCAGAUGGAAAUUUUUACUCAUUGGUGCUUUGUUCGCUUUGUAAACAAGCAGGUUCUUUGGAGGUAAUGGACUUCUUGGAGGAAAUGCGAAAUGCUGGUUUCUUGCCAACCGCAAUUGAAUAUAAGUGUGUAAUUGAUGUACUUGUUAGGGAAGGGAAAGUAGACGAUGCUUACUAUGUUUUCAGGCAGAUCAAGUCAGAGGGCAAAAGGCCAGAUAUUGUCAGCUAUAAUAGUAUUCUAGAUGGAUUUAUCUCAGGAAAUAAUUUUCACAUGGCAGAUGAAUUGUUUGAUGAAAUGCUUUUGAUGGGUCUUGUCCCUGAUGCUUUUACUUACAACACGUAUAUAAAGGGCCUUUGUAAGCAGGUCAAUCUUGAACAAGCUUGUAAAAUGGUCAGUUGCAUGGAAAGAGCAGGAUGCAAACCUGAUCUGGAGACCUUCAACACACUCAUGGCUGGACACAUUAAAGCUGGAAAGAUGGGGAAAGCAAGAGACUUGAUGAGUGAAAUUCUCAAGAAGGGCUACCAGUGGGACUCAGAUACUCAUACAAUUUUAAUUGAAGGAUUGCUUGAUGAAGGUGGAGUGGCUGAAGCAUAUCAGUUGGCAACAGAGAUGAUAUGCAAGGGGCUUGCACCAGGGCCUUCAACUUUUAAUGCUUUGGUAUGUGGCUUAUGUGAGAAAGACCUGCUGUAUGAAGCAAUGCAAGUGCACAAAGAAAUGACUAGCCGGUCCAUAAUUCCCGAUGCUAGGUCAUGGGAAGCUCUCCUGGUAGGGUUCAAGUUGAGUUGCCCGGAAGUUUCAGUUGAUUUGGAGGACAUCAGUUUGGAACCAUCAUCUUGCUGAAGCCUCUGAAUCUCUUUUGGUUGUGAUUAUUUGUGAUUACAUAAUAAUGGCAGCCAUAUUUGGUAACUAUCAUCGAUGUUCAACGAAGUACUCUGCCAGCCAACUGGUUGUCUUGGACCUAGAGCAUGAAAGGUUCAAAUUAAGUUGUACAAACCUAAACUGAUCUUGAAUAAUUUAUCAGCAAUUAUCAUAGGCUUCUAAUCCCCUUCAGCAUUUCAAUGUUUAGAUGUAUGGGGUGGUGCAAUAUUCUGAUGGACAUUAAAAAUAAUUACCUUGACAAAAUCAGAAAUUCUCUUCAUAAAUAAUGCAUUUGACGCAUGGGAGAAUUCUUUUCAUGUACAGUGGAAUGGCAAGCCAGUCUUUGAUAUUCAAGGCUAGGAUGGGGUUUCUGAUCAUCACUUUUAAAAUCCAACUGCUAACAAACUGUGUAAACUGAAUCUGUCUUUGAAGAUGCUUCAGUAUUAUUUUUAACAAUAUCCAGUGAUUAUUUUUAGAAAGAUGAAAUAGAAGGUUAUGUGGGCCAGAUUAUGCUAUGGCUUGAUAUUUGCUUGACUGACAGUAGUUUGUACUGCCAUCUGUAUAUAGUUCAGAUACAUUGGGGUGCAAUCUUCUGUGCUGGUUGAUUUCUUGUGCUUGUGAAUUGAUUGUGGCAGAUUGACAUCUAAUCUUCUUGUAAUUUGGUCCAUAUUAUAGCAUCGAAGAUCAGAACUCUGGUAUUAUGCGGACAAUAAUGAGACAAUUCUGUGAUUUGAGAGAAGAAUUAGGUCUGUCGGGCAUUCCUUGUCAUGUGAAUGAAAGGAAAACAUUCCUUCUAGACCCAGAACCUGUUCAGUCCAGUGGUUAUUUCUGCUUCAGUCUGAAAAUUAGGUGAAUGGCUUGGUAUGUAUAUUUUAAUUAUGUAUGUAACUGUGUUUCAAUCUGAAUUGACCAAUCAAUAGAUAUUCCAAUGUAUUGGAUUUGAACUAAAA
Messenger RNA from Elaeis guineensis (African oil palm), 2609 nucleotides. RefSeq lists its product as uncharacterized. Gene Ontology annotation, molecular function: protein binding. NCBI's taxonomy places the organism in Eukaryota, Viridiplantae, Streptophyta, Magnoliopsida, Arecales, Arecaceae. The record is from RefSeq and is a predicted model, not a curated record.